Molecule: messenger RNA, 1059 nt
Organism: Aureobasidium namibiae CBS 147.97
Lineage: Eukaryota; Fungi; Ascomycota; Dothideomycetes; Dothideales; Saccotheciaceae
Product: aquaporin
Exons: 4
Biological process (GO): glycerol transmembrane transport; water transport
Cellular component (GO): plasma membrane
Molecular function (GO): water channel activity; glycerol channel activity
Source: RefSeq, a predicted model, not a curated record
GGAGAACACGGAGACGCGGGCGGUGCGCCUCUGGACACUAAGACAACCACAUCGUCAUCUCAGGGGCUGCAGUUCACCAGAUCGAAGUUGUUGGGUCUCCAUCCGCACGCACCGAUUGCAGAAGAACAUGAUGCUACACCAUACUCCGGGCUAUGGUGGAGCAAAGUGAGACUGGCUCUGCGAGAACCAUUCGCGGAGUUCUUUGGCGUCAUGAUCCUAGUCUUGUUUGGCGAUGGUUCAGUGGCUCAGGUACUCCUGGGUGCCAAUGACAAAACUGCUCCUGGCGGGAACGGAUAUGGAGGAUACCAAUCUAUCUCAUGGGGUUGGGCCAUCGGCGUGAUGUUGGGAGUGUAUGUGGCUGGUGAUUCUGGAGCAUACCUGAACCCAGCGAUUACCUUUACCAACUGCCUUCUCCGCAAGCUCCCGUGGCGAAGGUUUCCGGUGUACUUCCUAGCGCAGUUCCUCGGCGGUCUGGUCGCUGCUGGCAUCAUAUACGGCAACUACGUCAACGACAUCAAUGCUUUCGAAGGCCAUGGAAUCCGUACAGUGCCUCCGAGCCCGACAGCAACUGCGGGAAUCUUUUGCACAUAUCCCAAGGCGUACAUGACCAAAGCCAGCAUGUUCUUCUCCGAGUUCAUUGCCAGUGCGAUUCUGAUGUUUGUGAUCUUCGCUCUCAAGGACGACACAAAUAACGGGGUGUCCCGCGGAGGAGGCAAUUGGUUCCCGCUUGGGCUGUUCUUCUUGAUCUUCGGAAUCGGGGCAUGCUUUGGUGUUGAGACAGGUUAUGCAAUCAACCUUGCCAGGGAUUUUGGACCUCGUCUCAUGUCCUACUUCCUCGGAUAUGGCCACGAGGUCUGGUCCGCUGGGGGCUACUACUUCUGGAUUCCAAUGGUAGCACCGUUCUGUGGAUGUGCGUUCGGAGGCCUUAUCUACGAUGCGUUCAUAUACACGGGACCGUGUCCGCUCAACACAGAAUGGCUAGGCUUCAAGGACAUGAUUCAUCCUCGUCAUGCAAUUGAGGAACGAAUCCGAAUGCAGAAGAAGGAGGGACUUGUCUAG